GAUGAACCGCCUUGGAAACUUGACCCAUAGCCCACACAACCUCGGCAUACAUUCCAUCGAACUGCAACUAGGUCUACUUGCAACUGGUUUGCGAGUUGCCUUUGACAUUAGCUGAACUCCCGUCAUUUAGACCUCUGACGUGGCUUAUACCAUAUUCAGUGCUUGCGUGGAACACCGGUCGUGAAUUUUAUCCUCUAGGCUUACAUCUCUGAAGGAAAAUAUGGGGAAAAUAGAACGCGUAGUCUUUCUGUCACUCGUUCUUGAUCUUUUUGCAUUUACAAUCCCUCUACCAUUGUUCCCUCGCAUAAUCGAGUGGUACACAGUGAGAGAAAUCUCCGACCCCAAUGGCCUCCUUUCCAGAACGCUGCGGUUUGUUUCGGCGGUGCGAGGCAUAUUCUAUAAGCCACAACAGAACUCCCAGAGAUGGGAUGUAGUUUUCCUCGGCGGUCUGAUGGGCUCUGCUUUCUCCACUCUACAGUUCCUGGUAUCGCCGCAUAUAGGAUCCCUCUCCGAUAAGUAUGGGCGCAGGAAUGUCCUUCUGAUCACUAUGAUAGGAAACAUAUUGUCCGCGCUCAUUUGGAUCAAGUCUACCACUUUUGCUUCGUAUAUGCUCUCUCGCGUCAUAGGGGGUCUCAGUGAAGGCAACGUGCAGAUUGCUACUGCCAUCCUCUCUGACGUUUCAACGCCUGCGAACCGCUCUAAAGCCCUUGCCCAUGUUGGUAUUGCGUUUGCUAUCUGUUUCUGCAUUGGGCCUCCGAUCGGUGCCUAUUUUGCAUCAAGGCCAGUGCCCCCAUCUGUCGGAGCUCUUCAAAUGGAAUUGAACAUAUACGCGGCUCCGGCAUUAUUGACGCUCAUACUGCUUAUCGCAGAAACCUUGUUCCUGAUAGUUGCUCUUCCCGAAACUCGAAAUACCCGACCUGGAAAGCACAGUAAUGACGAUCCUCUAGAAGUUGUCAACGAAAAGUCGAAGACUCCCUCCGUAGUGCGCAGUGUGCAAGAGAGAACCGAACUUUUGCGGGUCUUGCGAAAGCUGCAUUUCCUUUUCUUAGGAAUCUUCUCAGGCGUGGAAUUCACCCUGACUUUCCUCACCUUUGAUCUGUUCGAUUGGAGUAACAAACAGAAUGGAGUAUUAAUGGGCUCCAUCGGAAUAAUCAGUGCUCUAUUACAGGGAGGAUACGUCCGUCGUGCUAUUUCCAAAGUAGGAGAGGGCAAAAUGGCACAACGUGGGGUCUCGAGCUGUGCACUGGGCCUUGUGUUCUUAGCCAUACUCCCUCACUUUGUGUCCAACCAACCAAAAAUCGCCGUCGGACUGCUGCAAGCCGCAGCAGUUUGUCUGGCCUUCACUUCCGCGACUGUCGUAAGCUCGCUUACCUCAUACGCCUCCCUCCAGUGCGACGAGGGCUUCGACAAGGAUACAGGCAAACCCACGGCCGAACACCCUGAGUUGGCCAAGGGCAAGGCACUAGGUGAAUUCCGGUCAUCGGGUCAACUGGGUCGCGCAAUAGGCCCCUUGCUUGCAUGCGCUUCAUAUUGGACCUUCGGGCCGUCCGUUACUUAUGUUGCGAGCGCAUUAGCCAUGCUGACUUUGUCAUCGUCCAUGAAAUCCGUCGCCGUUUUACCAAAAUCAUGAUGAUGUGACCGCAUCAGUAAGUACUUACUUAGCACUUGUUGUAAAUGGCAAAAUUGGAUUCCAUAUUCGCACAC
Messenger RNA from Suillus clintonianus, 1704 nucleotides. Its product is annotated as major facilitator superfamily domain-containing protein. Gene Ontology annotation, biological process: transmembrane transport. The coding region runs from base 221 to 1630 and encodes 469 amino acids. The record is from RefSeq and is a predicted model, not a curated record. The transcript has 9 exons. NCBI's taxonomy places the organism in Eukaryota, Fungi, Basidiomycota, Agaricomycetes, Boletales, Suillaceae. Gene Ontology annotation, cellular component: brush border membrane. Gene Ontology annotation, molecular function: transmembrane transporter activity.